Molecule: messenger RNA, 2141 nt
Organism: Rubroshorea leprosula
Lineage: Eukaryota; Viridiplantae; Streptophyta; Magnoliopsida; Malvales; Dipterocarpaceae
Source: the annotation of a GenBank genome assembly
UGUUAUGCAAAAGAUCACUCCUUGCCUACAAGUAAGUUCUGUCCUUGAUCUAAAAAAUGUAUCUUUAUUGGAGACCCUCAUGGACACUAAUUCAAUUCUCCAUGCUGAAUCAAGAAAAUCCCUGCCUUUACAAUAUUUUGAUGAUGAUGAUCCACCAGAAGUUGAUCAACCCACCAUCAUACAGCCCAAACAGCCUUGCCCAAGGAAUGUUGAUAGUGCUAACUCAAGCGUCGAUGCUUGCAAUGUUGCACAUGGAGAGGGAGAUGCAAAUCCAACAAUUACUAGAACUUCUGAUGCAAGCCAUGGUGAUGUGGCCAAUCCCAUUAAUUCCGAUUCAAGGCCACAAUGCAAGAGAAGGAAGCCAACCUAUCUCACAGAGUACAUCUUAAAUGGAGUUCAAACAAAUACCAACACUUCUUUGACCUCUGCUAUCGCCGUUGCUUGCAAUUGGGAGUUACAUCAAUUGGAUGUUCACAAUGCCUUUCUCCAUGGAGAUCUUAAUGAAGAAGUUUAUAUGCAACUACCUCCAGGCUAUGGAAAUAAAGGAGAACAAUGUGUUUGUCGCCUAAGGAAGUCCUUAUAUGGACUCAAGAAAGCAUCAAGAAAUUGGUUUGCCAAAUUUGCUUCAGCUUUAAAACUUUUUGGUAAUAAUUCAUCUCUUUGUCAGAAAUUGAAAGAAUUUCUCCAUACAAUGUUUCACAUCAAAGAUCUUGGCAAGCUCAAAUACUUCCUAGCUGGAAUGCUUGGAACCAAGCCAUGCCCUUUUCCUAUGGAGCAAAAGAUGAAACUCACUCCUUGUAUUGGUUCCCCUCUAUCUGAUCCUAUGCAAUACAGGAGACUGGUUGGAAAGCUAAUACAUUUGACUAUAACUCGGCCUGAAAUUUCAUUCGCUGUCCAUACUCUUAGUCAAUUUAUGCAAGCUCCUCGACAACCUCAUCUAGAUGCAACAAUGCGAGUUUGGCGAUACUUGAAAUCCUCACCUGGACAAGGGAUUUUCCUCUCUUCAUCAAGUUCUUUACAACUUUCAGCCUAUUGUGAUUCUGAUUGGGCUAGUUGCCCCACAACAAGGAGAUCUACAACUGGCUACCUCACCUUGCUCGGCAACUCACCUAUAUCGUGGAAAACCAAAAAACAAUCCACAGUCUCAAGAUCAUCAGCAAAAGCUGAAUAUAGAGCUAUGGCUUCCACUGUUAGUGAACUCCUAUGGCUCAAAGGCUUGCUCCAGACAUUAGGAGUUGAUACUUCUCAACCAAUGCAAUUGCAUUGUGACAAUCAAGCAGCUAUUCACAUAGCCACAAAUCCAGUCUUUCAUGAGCGCACAAAACACAUUGAACUUGAUUGUCAUUUUAUUCGUCAUUGGAUUCAAGUUGGUCUUAUUAAGACUUCUCAUGUUCGCUCCAACCUACAAGUGGCUGAUAUAUUUACAAAGGCAUUGGGAGGUGAUCAAUUUCAAUUUCUUCUCUGCAAGUUAGGCAUUACAGAUUUACAUGCACCAACUUGAAGGGGGGGGGGUGUUAGAGAUAUUCACUAGCAUAGAAUCUCAAUCACAGCACAAAAUCAAUCACUAGCUGUUAGCUAGCCGUAAGGCACAUUUAUUUCCCAGUUUUUCCUUAUUCAAUUUUGUACCGUUAGCCUAGGAUCUUUUGCCUUAGCUUGUCUAGCAUUGUAUAUAUAUAUAUGUACUUGAAUUCUUUAUAAAAAUAUAUACAAGAACAUUACUUUUCCUCAACCUGCUAUUGUUAAACUGUUAUAUCCUUUUAGUUUGAAUUUUUUUGGACCUGGUUUGCAAAUUGCAAUGUUAUUAUGUAAUUACAAGUUUCAAUUAAAGAAAUGGAGCUGGCUGCUUGGUUUAUUUUUGUCGUUCAAGUUCAUUAUCUAUCAUGUUUCAUUUUGUCUAUGCUUGGUCUACGUGUAGAAUCAUAAUUGUUUCUGUUCGAUCUAAUUUCAUAGGGAUAUUUUUAGGUUUUUAAAAUGUUCGUUCAACUCCCAAGAACAGCAGAAAUGAACCAACUAUAUAACCAGAUUUCUACCACCAACCAGUCAACCACAAACAAUCAGAAAUGACAAACGAAAAUGCAGUGAUUUCCAUUAACAGACAUCAAUUUCUACAAAUUCAUUUCAAACAAAACAGCACCAAAAUU